Penicillium egyptiacum is the source of this 2649-nucleotide messenger RNA. Lineage: Eukaryota; Fungi; Ascomycota; Eurotiomycetes; Eurotiales; Aspergillaceae. The record is from the annotation of a GenBank genome assembly.
AUGCCCGAAGAACCUCCUGUCACAGUGUCCGGGCCCCUUGGGGACGCGCUCGCCUCGGCCUCGGACGCCGAGAAAAACGCGAGAUUCAACGCCUCAGGCAGAAGCACAACAUCCCUGAAGCCGCGCAGCUGUAUUGUAUGCCGAAGUCGGAAAGUCCGCUGCGACAAGCGAGCGCCUUGUUCCAAUUGCCGUCGCGCAAAUAUCGCUUGUGUGCUUCCAUCAACAGACCGUCCACCAAAAUGGGCGCGCCAUCUCGACCGCCUCAACAGCGCGGUAUCCAAUCUACAGGCAUCCCAGAAACCCGAACCAGUAGCAGAAGAUGUGAUGGAGAGACUUCACAACCUUGAAAGUCUUGUUCAAGAGUUACGAAAUCAGCUAGAACAGGCCAAAUCAGCAGCUAACUCCGCCGCUGAAGGGUCAUGUGGGGUCGGUUCGCCUGAAAGCUCCGCGCAUGAUCGACCGUCGAACCCAUCUUCCAUUAGUACUGCUAAUGUGCAAAGUAAGUUUGGGAGACUGGUGCUCCAGGAUUCCAAUCGAAGCCGUUACGUUAGUAGUGGUUUCUGGUCUCGGGUCAAUGACGAGCUUGAUGACCUCAGCGCAGAUGCUCAUGGUCUUCAACCAGGAGAAUCUGAUACCUCGGAUGACGAGGCCUCGCCGGAGAUGACCUCUUCGACACAAGAACUUGGACGGACCCCUGCAGAGCGUCACGGAUUCUUGUUUGGGCACAAUUUGAGUCCCUUUUCUCCUAACCUGACCGGCCUUCAUCCACUCCCCUCUCAAAUUCCAUUUCUUCUAGACAUGUUCUCAGAAAAUGUGAACAUUAUGUUCCAAAUCGUUCAUCUUCCCACCAUCAAGAACAUGGUCCGCGAUUGGCGCGGCCGUGAGAUGAAGGGACUCACACCGGCCAAUGAAGCUUUGAUGUUCGCUAUUUACUACGCUGCCGUCACGUCGAUGGAAGAAGAAGAUAUAAUACUUAAUUUCGGAGCUACCAAAGCCGAGCUCAAUCUCAAAUAUCGCCAAGGCCUCGAAUAUGCUCUUGCAAGAGCUGAUUUUCUGAAUGCACCUGACUUUGUUCUCGUGCAGGCAUUUGCAAUCUUUCUUUGUCUUGCUCGCCGGCAUGACAGUCCAAGGUUUGUGUGGAUGAUGACAGGACUGGUAAUCCGAAUGGGCCAAGCUCUUGGACUGCAUCGUGACGGAACGCAUUUUGAUUAUAUCACCCCAUACGAGAUUGAGAUGCGGCGAAGGGUCUGGUGGACCCUGUGCGUAUUGGAUGUGAGAGCAUCCGAGGAUCAAGGAACCGAUUACACAAUCACAAAAGCGAGCUUCGAUACUAAAAUACCUCUUAACCUCAAUGACAUCGACCUCGACGCCGAAUCAAAGCAAGCACCUCAAGCCCGUGAUGCCUUGACUGAUAUGUCCGUUGCGCGUGUCACCUUCGGCAUGUGUGAGAUCACGCGGCAGAUGAUGGCUCAUGGUUUCAAACAAGGAGCACCGAGCUUAGAAGAGCAAAGCCGCUUGUUGCAACAGAUAUACCAAGAUCUUCAACGAGACUUUCUUCAGUACUCAACCGAGUCCGGGAACAUUACAUACUGGGUGAUAGUUACGGUCGCUCGGCUUCUUAUGGCCAAGAUGACUCUGCUUAUCUACCUGCCUCUAUUGUUCUCCUCCCCGAAUGAAGACUUCUCGGAGGAGCUGAGAACCAAGCUACUGGUUUCCAGUAUCGAGGUUGCCGAGUACAAUCACGCGCUGAACAAUGAGCAAGCAUGUAGACACUGGCGCUGGGCUUUCCAGACCUAUACCCAUUGGUACUCCAUUGUCUACAUGAUGUUAGAGAUCUCUCGACGCCCGUGGUCACCUCUUUCUGAACGGGCUUGGGUGGCCCUUCAUAGUCCCUGGCUAAUACCGAAUCAAUCACACAUGCAAAGGAAUUUACGCAUCUGGAUUCCACUCCGAAAGCUGAUGACCAAGGCCAGGAAAUAUCGCGAUAUGGAGUUGGCGCGGCUGAGAAAUGACUCUCAAGCUGCUCAACAACUGAAGCAGGCCUAUCAAACUGCACCACUCCCGUCGAGCACUGGGCCGUUUCCAUCUGGUUCAAAUUCUGUAGGUCUCUUCCUUGACCAAUGGCGCCAGCUGGUGGCACAACGAGAUAAAACCAGAUAUGGCGCACUCACGCCCGGGUUUGCCAUUACCAAUACGUCUAAUCCACCGAUGCAUAAUGCAAGUACGAUGCAGUCAAGUGUGCAUAAUGCUCCCAAUCUGUUUCAAACAUUCCCCUCUGCUUUGACCGUUGAGCCACAGUAUCUUCCUGCAGAAGAACGGCAGUUCGGGUACGAAGUGUCAAGUGUUGGAUCUACAAGCUUCGAUUCAGCCAUGGCACCUAACAUAGGAAUCGGAUUUGGACCUGAAAACCCUGCCGCUUCAUCACAAAACCACUUCUCAAUGGCACCAGAAGUUCAAUUCGACGGUCAACUUGCCACCCCACCCGUUGCACCUUGGCUGUGGUCUGAGGAGGACACUUCAAUUGAUUUCACCAGUACCUCCGAAGACCCAGCCGAUAGUAACAUGGGCAUGGAUGAGGAGGUGAAUUGGUACGAUUGGGCCGCGUCUGCGAAAGACACGGAGUGUGAUGGAGGGACAUGGAGCAGUUGA